Molecule: messenger RNA, 1647 nt
Organism: Porites lobata
Lineage: Eukaryota; Metazoa; Cnidaria; Anthozoa; Scleractinia; Poritidae
Source: the annotation of a GenBank genome assembly
AGUGUACAGACCGUGUAUAUAUCCGACGCUGAGAUGAAUUUAGCGGCAAUAAAGUUCUGGGGAGGACUCAAGGUAUUGACGUACAGUUUCUUCCUGUGGUACUGUCUCCAAAAAGAUGCAGCAAAAAGAGUUAAAUCGUUAAAGUUUGUUUUCAUUUCUUUAUUGCAAUCAGGAUUCUCGCUUUAUUUACUUCGUAGCUUUAAGCUGUGCCAGAGCUCGAAAUUCCGUAGAUGUUAAAAAGAAAAUGGUUAUAUAACUUCCCUUAAGUGAAAAAAAAACUAAGUGGUUUUAAACUACCGUUCUUUUGGCAUAAUUAUGUAUGGGGGGCGAUUAAAGUCAGCCACUCUUAAGCCCACCUAACCACACUACCGUAUCCUUCCCACACAAAAAGGCUCCUGUCUGAGGUAUAAUAGAUAAAUGAACAAAUAAUGCUGAAUCUUCUCGCUUAUACCACGGUACAUUUUUUUCCACAGGCGGUGGCUGUUGACGAUCUAGUCAAGCCUCGCAAAUUCAUCUGUUUCAGCAACCUAACCGUCAGAUCAGAUGAUCGGGUUCAGUGCCCGUCCUUGUCAUUUGGUGAACUGUCGUGCCUAACUUUUAAACCACGAGAACCGCACUUGCGUGCUGCAUUGGACAAUCUACAGCAUAAGAUACCGGUUCGUACAUUAUUUCUAUUUUCCACAGUUUGUGGAACUUCACUCUGCAUCAAUUUCAGCCUGGCUUAACCAUUGCAUAGCGUUAACUUAUGCUCUGCAAUUGAAAAUGAAUGAAUGCAAAAUAAUAUACAGUCAGAAGCUGUAGGAAAUCAUUGAGUUAGUUACGUGUUGUAGAGGCCAUAUCGUUCAGCCGCCCCCUACAUCUCUACCCGCCCCUCCCGCUAAAAUGUUUUUCUUCAGUAACUUGCUUAAGGAGAGAGAUAGCUUAACCCUCUAAGCCUCAAUAUCCACAUGCAAAUUCUCCAGUCUGAUCUCCAUACAUUUCUUUUAAGAACUAGUUGAGAGAAUUUGAUAACAGAUCAAAGUAUUUUCUCCUUGAUCAUAACCUUUUCUCUUGAUCAUAAUUAGUAGAGGAGACUAGUUAGGAAACCCGGCAAACAUCAAAGUUGAAAACAAUGGUGCUGUAGGUUAUGUUGGAAGCUCCUUGACCGUGCACAAUCCUUUGUUUUCUAGAAGUUCACAAUAAGUGACUGAAUAAAUUAAUACAAUGUUUCUAUUGGUGAAUAACGUAAAAAUGAUAGGAAUGCUAUUGAACGUUGUGCACGGUCAGAUCCAAAAAAACUAACAAAAACCAGUAACAAAGGGUUUCCCAACCAUUCCACUUUAAUUAACCAUCUUGAUGAUGUAUGAAACAUGUCGGGAGAAAUCUGAUGUUUGUCACUCUUGGGACUUUUAGGCUUAAUUUACUCUUUUGCUUCGACCGUUUCAGGAUUUAAAUCUCUUCAUGGCCAAUGUUCAGGGGACGUUAACGACUAUUUUGCGCCCGCAACGCAUGUCUCCAUCAGCGGAUGUACAAGUUACUACCGUGCGCAUGUAUGGAGAAGCAACACUUAUGUGUUCUUCCGAGAUGGAGCAUGCAAACCAUGUGACGAGGAAACCCUCUGAUGCCUUAAAUCCGUCACAUCAUAACAAAAACGUAAGCACUUCCUAA